Molecule: messenger RNA, 1727 nt
Organism: Chelonoidis abingdonii (Abingdon island giant tortoise)
Lineage: Eukaryota; Metazoa; Chordata; Testudines; Testudinidae
Gene: GLRA1
Product: glycine receptor alpha 1
Biological process (GO): chloride transport; monoatomic ion transmembrane transport
Cellular component (GO): postsynaptic membrane; plasma membrane
Molecular function (GO): transmitter-gated monoatomic ion channel activity; transmembrane signaling receptor activity; extracellularly glycine-gated chloride channel activity
Source: RefSeq, a predicted model, not a curated record
GGUGCUGACGUGGGGGUCUCUGUCCAGGGUCAUGAAUUCACAGCCUCCUGAUCCGGCCCCCCCCCUCCCCCAACUCUCUCCGAGGAGGAUUGUCUGAACAUGACCACGUAGCAAGUUCCAGCACUUUAUUCCGCCUGGUUUGGGGGGCUGGUUUUUAUUACCGCCGUCGUUCUUUUUUUAAGUGGAAAUUUAAUCAUUGGUUUGUUUAUUUUUUUAAACUCGUGGACUACAAAUCACCAGAUCCCAAACAAUGUUUAACGUCAAUGCACUUGGAGUCUACGUUUGGGAAACUCUAGUGUUCUUCAGCCUGGCAGCUUCCAAAGAAGCCGAAGCAGCAGCACGGUCUGCUUCCAAACCCAUGUCCCCCUCGGAUUUCCUGGAUAAGUUGAUGGGCAGAACCUCAGGAUACGAUGCCAGAAUCAGGCCAAAUUUUAAAGGCCCUCCAGUAAAUGUCAGCUGCAACAUUUUCAUCAACAGCUUUGGUUCUAUUGCAGAAACGACUAUGGACUACAGGGUGAACAUCUUCUUGCGGCAGCAGUGGAACGACCCGCGGCUGGCAUACAACGAGUACCCUGAUGACUCCCUGGAUUUGGACCCCUCCAUGUUGGAUUCCAUCUGGAAGCCUGACUUGUUCUUUGCCAACGAGAAGGGGGCUCAUUUCCAUGAGAUCACCACAGACAACAAACUUUUGCGCAUUUCCAGAAAUGGCAAUGUCCUCUACAGUAUCAGGAUUACACUAACGCUGGCUUGUCCCAUGGAUCUGAAGAACUUCCCCAUGGACGUGCAGACGUGCAUCAUGCAGUUAGAGAGCUUUGGCUACACAAUGAACGAUCUGAUAUUUGAAUGGCAAGAGAAAGGUGCUGUACAGGUUGCUGAUGGAUUAACCUUGCCUCAGUUUAUCCUGAAGGAAGAAAAAGAUUUGCGAUACUGCACCAAGCAUUACAACACAGGCAAGUUCACCUGCAUAGAAGCACGUUUCCAUCUGGAGCGACAGAUGGGCUACUACCUGAUCCAAAUGUAUAUCCCCAGCCUUCUGAUAGUCAUCCUGUCUUGGAUCUCCUUCUGGAUCAACAUGGAUGCUGCGCCUGCCCGUGUUGGCCUGGGCAUCACCACUGUGCUCACUAUGACCACCCAGAGCUCUGGUUCCCGAGCAUCAUUGCCCAAGGUGUCCUACGUUAAGGCCAUAGACAUCUGGAUGGCUGUGUGCUUGCUGUUCGUGUUCUCAGCUCUUCUGGAGUAUGCCGCUGUCAACUUUGUGUCCCGGCAGCACAAAGAGCUGCUCAGAUUCAGAAGGAAGAGGAGGCACCACAAGGAGGAUGAAGCCGGAGAAGGCAGAUUCAACUUCUCUGCCUAUGGGAUGGGCCCUGCCUGCCUGCAAGCCAAGGACGGCAUCUCAGUCAAAGGAGCCAACAACAACACAGCCAACCCAGCCCCCGCCGCCUGCAGGUCUCCUGAAGACAUGCGCAAGCUCUUCAUCCAGCGAGCCAAGAAGAUCGACAAGAUCUCACGUAUCGGCUUCCCCAUGGCUUUCCUCAUCUUCAACAUUUUCUACUGGAUUAUCUACAAGAUCGUCCGCAGGGAGGAUGUGCACAACCAGUGAGCAGGGUCGCCCGGAGAGGAGAGCCAAACGGGAUGAGAGGGGAGAAAGCAAUCCUCUAUACCCAUGUGCAAUACAAUGCAGCAAUGCAUGAAUUUAAGAAUGUGGCAAUAUCUACUUUAAAAUAAAU